AUGGAGGUCAAGAAGAUCCUCCAAAAUAAUGUGAAUGCCCAAAGAAAAGAUUGGGUUGGCAAGCUAGAUGAUGCCUUAUGGGAGCAUCAGACUGCUUACAAGACAAUGAUAGAGACUUCUCCUUGUCAAAUAGUGUUUGGAAAAACUUAUCACCAACCAGCUGAGUUGGAACACAAGACGUACUUGGCUAUCAAGAGGCUUAAUUUAGAUGCUGAGUUAGCAAGAAGGAAAAGAAUCACACAACUGCUUGAGCUAGAGGAGUUUAGGCUUUAUGCCUAUGAAAAUGCAAAUUUACAUAAAGAGAACACCAAGAGGUGUUAUGACAAGCAUAUUGUGUCACUCACAUUUGAUCCUGGUCAAUUAGUAUUGUUAUUCAAUUCUAGAUUGAAGUUGUUCCCAAGAACACUUCGGUCUAAGUGGAGUGGUCCAUUUGAGGUAGUAAUGAUGAAUCAACAUGGUGCUUUGAAAAAGCGGAACAAGGAUAAGAGCAAUACUUACCUUGUUAAUGGGAAAUGGGUCAAGCACUGCUUUGUUAAGAAUUUGGAUCGUGAUCUUGAAGUGCUCAAACUGGAUGACGAGUGA
Solanum pennellii is the source of this 582-nucleotide messenger RNA. RefSeq lists its product as uncharacterized. The transcript has a single exon. The record is from RefSeq and is a predicted model, not a curated record. The coding region runs from base 1 to 582 and encodes 193 amino acids. NCBI's taxonomy places the organism in Eukaryota, Viridiplantae, Streptophyta, Magnoliopsida, Solanales, Solanaceae.